CAAAUGGGGAUAGAGAGAAUGUAUAUAGAGAGAAAUGUUCUGAUGACAACUUUAUUGUAACCGAAGCGGAGGAAUCGUUGACAAGUUAUGCAUGACCUAACGUUGCGUACUCGGUCCGUCCGCAUUCACUACACCAACGCUUGAUGGCUAACAAAACCUAAACUGCUGAGCCGAGGAUCCACUUCAGUCGUAUGCCAUCAUGUGAUCAUCGAUUUCUUCUUUCUAGGGAUUUUAAAAACAGACGUGAGAGCACAGCGUGGCAAAGAUGAUGCCGUUUUAACAUAACGGUACUAAGUUGAGACUUAAUGUACUAUAUCGAGUUCAACAUUCUGGGACCCUUAUUACAUUCUCCUAUAUUGUAUAGCUGUAUCCACAUACCUAUACACUGGUAAGCAAUGCACGUGCGCUCUACAACCAGGCGAUAAAGAUGUGUGGGUGAUUCAAGUCGACAUUCCCUCCCAGCUCGUGCAGACAUGGCUUUUUGUAUACACACAACAUUUACAAGUGAAGCACAGAAUAUACGGUUUACAAGAUGAUGACAGAACUGAAUACGGACUCAAUCCGGGUCAUUCCGAGAUCUCCACGCUGUAGUACCGCCGAUAACCUACUAAAACUAACUCUCAAGGAUCACUAUGACGUCACAAGGGAGCUAGGAAGGGGUACGUACGGCCAGGUACUUUUCGCAAAAUGUAGAGAAACUGGAAAAAAUGUUGCUUUAAAAGUUUUGCCAAAAAGCAAUACAAAAUUACGCGAGUUUGAGCGGGAAUUUCGCUUCAGUUACUUUCUGUCACCUCACACAAAUGUAGUCGACACUUAUAACGUAGCAUUUGAAACUAGAACAGCAUUUGUAUUUGCGCAAGAGUUUGCAGCGUAUGGGGAUUUAUUUGAGAAGAUUCCUCCGCAACAAGGAAUGGUUGAAAAAGACGUGAAAAACGUCAUCAAGCAGGUGUCGUCUGCUCUUGACUUCAUGCACAGUAAUGAUCUCGUACACCGGGACAUCAAACCGGAAAACAUUCUUAUUUUCGAGCAGGACUUCAGCAAAAUCAAGCUUACCGACUUUGGCAUGACACGGAAAGAGGGAUUAGUUUUACGCAAAGUAAACGGAAGCAUACCGUACACUCCACCGGAAGUGUGUGAAGCGGUUAAAAACGAAAGUAUAACAGUGUCUUCCACUGGUGAUGUGUGGGCGUUUGGCGUGUUACUCUUCUGCAUGUUGACAGGGAAUUUUCCAUGGGAAAACGCAGAAAUAAGCGAUAUAUAUUAUAAUGAAUUUUCGUUGUGGCAAAGACGAAAAUGUACAAAGACACCAUCGCAAUGGAGAAAGUUUACACCCAGAAUUCUGAGAUUUUUCCGUAAAACGCUGGAAAGUAAAGUAGAAAGGAGAUGCAAUGUGAAAGAAAUAAAGAAAUAUUUGAGCGAUACGUGGUUGAAGCCAUCUGCUCCAUCAAUAGCUGAUGGCACAGAGGAAGAGGAUAUUACCGUGGACGACGAGAAAAACAAUCAACUCACCUCGAUUCUACAGAGCCAUGGUAUCGAUACAAACUUAGAUAAAAGACUCCGCGAGCGGAGGAUUUCAGAAUGGCUUCUAGCUCUUUGAAACAGACAAUACGGAGAUAUCUACUCGCCUGCCUGCAAUACAGACUUGAAGGAUUCGAUGGUCGUAUACCACUUUAGGUGUCUGGUCGUCCUGAGAUACAGACGUGGUUGAAGGUGACCGAAAGCCGUAUAUAAUACGGAAGUUAUCCAAGGUGUCUGUUUGUUUGUAUUGUGAUAUGAAUGCCACUGAAAUGACUCAUUUUAUGUGAUUAGCGAAAUGAUAGUACAUAGCAGAAACGCCGGAUAACAAUUAAUAUGUUAUCAAGGUGUCUGGUCGUCCUACAACAUGGUUGAUAUUAAAAAAAAAAAUCGGGCACUACUACUGUUCACUGUGCUGCAAAAAGUGUUUGUUUGUCCUGUUCAGCUUAGAUGUCUUACCAGAUAUUAGUUUCUAUUAUUAUUACACUAAUGUGUGAACAAAAGAGUUUCCGAGGACGUGUUUAUACGUUUUUAUCGCAAUAAUGAUAUACUCUCAUUUGAUACAUAUUUUGGCGUUAACAUAUUCAGUUUAUUAACAAUUUGACAUAUUGAUGUUGUGAUGGAUUGGUGCAUCCACGAUACUUGUAAUAUACAACAAUAUCAUAAAACUUAGAAUAUGGAAAUCAUAAAUUAUGUAGCACAACAUUUCAGCGCGAACAUCGCUAAAAUAAAAUUACUGCUAAAACCUGGAUGUUUACAGUAUAUCACAAGAAACGUGUAGCACUGAUGUAUAGCAUUGACAAUGUUAUUGAUGAUGUGGAUAUCAACAAGAAGUCAAUUUGAUAUCAUUAUUUUAAGGCAACAUUGUGUUUCAUUUAAUUAUGUUUUUUUUUAUCUUUAUCAUUAAGAUUAAGAUGAAACAGGAUUUUACACGCUUGUGGCUAUAACGGGAAAACCAGAAUGCACUGGCGGAAUGAUUCAUUUUGUAUUAUGAAUUAUUAAGAAAUUAAUUCAGACCCCGCAGUCAUGAAACCAUUCUCAUGCUCAAGUAUGAAAUCUGUGGUCAAACCAGCCUCCUUUAAACUAAAAAAAAACUAAAACAAAA
Pecten maximus is the source of this 2620-nucleotide messenger RNA. RefSeq names its product serine/threonine-protein kinase SBK1-like. The record is from RefSeq and is a predicted model, not a curated record. Gene Ontology annotation, molecular function: protein serine/threonine kinase activity; ATP binding. Lineage: Eukaryota; Metazoa; Mollusca; Bivalvia; Pectinida; Pectinidae. Bases 533 to 1597 code for a protein of 354 amino acids. The transcript is spliced from 2 exons. Gene Ontology annotation, biological process: peptidyl-serine phosphorylation; peptidyl-threonine phosphorylation.